Ustilaginoidea virens is the source of this 1026-nucleotide messenger RNA. RefSeq lists its product as uncharacterized. The coding region runs from base 1 to 1026 and encodes 341 amino acids. Gene Ontology annotation, molecular function: nucleic acid binding. Lineage: Eukaryota; Fungi; Ascomycota; Sordariomycetes; Hypocreales; Clavicipitaceae. The record is from RefSeq and is a predicted model, not a curated record. The transcript has 3 exons.
AUGGGCCUGCUUCACGAAAAGAAGAGCCGGUCCAAGAUCAGCAAGGAUCCAAACAACACAAAAUGGACCAGAGACACCACGACCUUUGGCCACAGGAUCCUCCGCUCUCAGGGAUGGCAACCCGGGCAGUACCUGGGGGCGCAGGACGCGGCUCAUUCCACGCUGCACACGGCAGCCAACGCGUCCUACAUUCGGGUCGCCCUCAAGGACGACAUGAAGGGUCUGGGCUUCGACCGGGCCAAGGAGGACGAGGUGACGGGUCUCGGGGUCUUUUCCGAUCUUCUCAGCCGGCUAAACGGCCGGUCGGACGAGUCGAUAGAGAGCGACAAGCUGGCGCGUAUGGUUGUCAAGACGAACCGAUACGUGGAGGCGAAAUGGGGCCCGAUGCGCUUCGUCAAGGGCGGGUUGCUGGUCGGCGACGACAUGCGGCACGAGUCGGCCGAGCCGACGCGUGCUGCUGCCUCCGAGGCCGAAGCCCAGCGGCCGGAUGACGAGAAGCACAGCAGGCCAUCAUCACCCACCGCCGCCAAGAGCAAGAAGCGCAAGAAGCGCAAGGCGGCCGCCGACGACGGGGAGGAAUGCGAACCCGGAUCCAGCGACCAGGCCGCCAAGGAGAAGAAGCGCAGGAAAAAGGACCGGGGGCCCAAGAAACCGGCCGCCGACGGGGCCGAAGACGACGCACCCGAGCAAAAGGCUCGGGCGAAGAGGGCGUCAAGCAAGGACAAGGCGCGAUCCGACCCGGGCUCGGGGCUGGCCGCAGCCCACGGCCGGGCGGAUUCCAAAAGCUCCAAGAAGGGAAAGAAGACGCGCAAGGACUGUGCGGAAGCAGACGCCGUGGACUCGAGCGCCACUACGCCUUCGAUACCAACCUCGGCCACCGCCACGGGAACCUCGACCCCCGCGGGAACAGGGACGUCGACGCCGCUGGGGGGUCGGAACUUUGUGCGGUCACGGUUCAUUGCGCAGAAAAGACAGGCGGUGCUGGAUACCAAGGCUCUGGCUCAGAUUUUCAUGGUGAAGACAUGA